Stylophora pistillata is the source of this 1177-nucleotide messenger RNA. RefSeq names its product EKC/KEOPS complex subunit TPRKB. Gene Ontology annotation, biological process: tRNA threonylcarbamoyladenosine modification. Gene Ontology annotation, cellular component: nucleus; cytosol; EKC/KEOPS complex. The record is from RefSeq and is a predicted model, not a curated record. NCBI's taxonomy places the organism in Eukaryota, Metazoa, Cnidaria, Anthozoa, Scleractinia, Pocilloporidae.
UUUCAAGAUGGCGGAAGAACUGAUCAUUCAAUACAGCGUGGAAAAUAAUCCGAGUUAUACCAUGAAUCUGGCUCUAUUUACGAAUGUGACAAACGGUAUCGAGCUUAGGAAACUGAUAAUUCAAGGAAAAAUAGAAGCUGCUUUUCUGAAUGCUUCCAUGAUCAUAGACCCAUUUCAUGUUGCAAUAGCAGGACACAAAGCUCUGCAACUGUUUCAACAAGGAAAGAUGAAGACCAGGACACUUCAUUCAGAGAUUGUUUUCAAUUUGUCACCUUCUACAAAUAUCAAUGAAUCUUUCAAGAAAUUUGGAAUACUGGACAAUACAUCAAGUGUGUUAGUUGUCAUUAUGACCCAGAAAAAUGCCAAAGAAAAGAUUUCAGAAGUUGGCAGAUUUAUAAAUGGGGAACAAGUGUCUUUAACUGCUCUGAGUACAAUUUCUGACCAAGAAAAAAUAAAGAAGAUUUAUGGUAUUUCAGAAGAGGAACUUCAAUGCAGUUCGCUGCCAGACGGCGUAGUCACGCGAAUUGCAACCAAAGACGCUGCAUAAUUUUGGUGGACUAUUACUACAAAAGAAUAAUGACAAGCAUUUGCGCAAAGAUUUAAGCUUUUACCAAACGCCAUUUAUGUAACGAGUAGCAACGCAUCGGCUUUGUUCUGUUCUGAUGUUUUAAACCGUUGUACGACACUCGUUGGAAGUAAUCACAAGGACCAAUCACAGCGAAUAUUCCGAAUAAAAAUGGUGCAAGAAGCUAAUGAGAACACAAACAAAAGGGCGGGAAAACGAGAGGACCGCGUCCGGGUUUAAGUUCUGCAUCUGUUUGGUGGAGAGGAGGGAACUGAACCAAUCACAGGGCGAAGUACUGAAAAAUAAAUGAAAUCCUGGUUACUUUAGACAUUAAUUUGAAAACUGCUCGAAUACUCGGGCUAAAAGGAGUACAUUGCUUGCAGAAAGCAAUCAUUUAUCGUGACAAUUUAGAACAAGUCUCUCACAACUGCGUAUCGCCCAUACCAAGGAAAACAAACCACAGGAGGUGUAGUAAAUAUUGUCAGUUUAUCGCGGUAGAAAUGAAACCGACCAUUUUGUCACCUGUGGCUUUCUACCUUAGUUGGGUUUACACAUAAUUGGUCAUUUUCUAUCUUUAUGCACACGUUUGUAUAGUUAAAUGAAAGCAUUAAA